Rodentolepis nana is the source of this 504-nucleotide messenger RNA. NCBI's taxonomy places the organism in Eukaryota, Metazoa, Platyhelminthes, Cestoda, Cyclophyllidea, Hymenolepididae. The record is from the annotation of a GenBank genome assembly.
AUGGGUAAUACUCCUGUUUCGAAGUCAAGAGAAAAUGAGAAUGAAAAUGUUGACCAGCCAAGAACUCCCAAAGUGAAGAAACUCAAAUUAGAUGAUAUUGACCCACGUUCACCCACUGAGGGUAUAACCAGGACUCCUAUUGUCUUGGGUAAAUCUACCAAGGAUGAGAACUUCAGUCCUCUCGAUGUUAGGCUUCCAUUUGAUACCUCGACAUUUGAGUCAAUUGACGGUUGCUUGACAGAAGACGAAUCAAUUCAUCAACCGGAUGUGUCAACAACUGCUGCUGCACCUAAAAAGGGAGAUCUAUUGGGUCGAAUGCGAAAAUCGCUCAGGAUCCAUCCUGGAUUACUCAUUCAGAUGCGAAGAAUGCAAAAGGCUCAUCACGAUAAACAACAAAAGGGGCAUGAAGGCAACGCACCUGGUAACAUAGUGAAUAAUGAAAGUUCUGGUAAUCAUCCCCAUUCCACAGCUGAUUCAGAAUCCGCAGGUUUUCUUGAGAAGUAG